ACAACGGCUCCAUCUACCACAACUGCACCAACAUCUACCACUCUAACAACAACAACUCUGCCAACAUCUACCACUUUAUCAACAACAACUCUGCCAACAUCUACCACAUCUACCACAACUGCACCAACAUCUACCACUCUAACAACAACAACUCUGCCAACAUCUACCACUUUAUCAACAACAACUGAGCCAACAUCUACCACUCUAACAACAACAACAACUGAGCCAACAUCUACCACUCUAACAACAACAACUGAGCCAACAUCUACUACAACAACUGAGCCAUCAUCUACCACUCUAACAACAACAACUAUGCCAACAUCUACCACUUUAUCAACAACAACUCUGCCAACAUCUACCACUUUAUCAACAACAACUCUGCCAACAUCUACCACUUUAUCAACAACAACUGAGCCAACAUCUACCACAACAACUGAGCUAACAUCUACCACUCUAACAACAACAACUGAGCCAACAUCUACUACAACAACUGAGCCAACAUCUACCACUCUAACAACAACAACUGAGCUAACAUCUACCACAACAACUGAGCUAACAUCUACCACUCUAACAACAACAACUGAGCAAACAUCUACCACAACAACUGAGACAACAUCUACCACUCUAACAACAACAACUGAGCCAACAUCUACUACAACAACUGAGCCAACAUCGACCACUCUAACAACAACAACUGAGCUAACAUCUACCACUCUAACAACAACAACUGAGCUACCAUCUACCACAACAACUGAGCUAACAUCUACCACUCUAACAAAAACUGCUGAGCCAACAUCUACCACAACAACUGAGCCAACAUCUACCACUCUAACAACAACAACUGAGCCAACAUCUACCACAACAACUGAGACAACAUCUACCACUCUAUCAACAACAACUGAGCCAACAUCGACCACUCUAUCAUCAACAACAGCUGAGCCAACAUCUACCACCACAACUGAGCCAACAUCUACCACUCUAACAACAACAGCUACACCAACAUCUCCUACAUCUACCACUCUAAUAACAACAACUGAGCCAACAUCUACCACAACAACUGAGACAACAUCUACCACUCUAUCAACCACAACUGAGCCAACAUCUACCACUCUAACAACAACAGCUGCACCAACAUCUGCCACAACAACUGAGCCAACAUCUACUUUUCUAACAACAACAACUGAGCCUACAUCUACCACUCUAACAACAACAGAUGCGCCAACAUCUACCACAAUAACUGAACCAACAUCUACCACUCUAACAACAACAACUGAGCCAACAUCUACCACAACAACUGAGCCAACAUCUACCACAACAACUCCGCCAACAUCUACCACAACAACUCCGCCAACAUCUACCACAACAACUCCGCCAACAUCUACCACAACAACUGAGCCAACAUCUACUAUUCUAACAACAACAACUGAGCCAACAUCCACCAUUCUGUCAACAACAGCUGCGCCAAUACUUACCACAACAACUGAGCCAACAUCUACCACUCUAUCAACAACAACUGCACCAACAUCUACCACAACAACUCCGCCAACAUCUACCACAACAACUGCCCCAACAUCUACCACUCUAACAACAACAACAACUGCACCAACAUCUACCACAACAACUGAGCCAACAUCUACCACAACAACUGAGUCAACAUCUACCACUUUAACAACAACUGCACUAACAUAUACCACUCCAUCAACAACAACUGUGCCAAAGUCUACCACUCUAACAACAACAACUGCACCAACAUCUACCACAACAACUCCGCCAACAUCUACCACAACAACAGCGCCAACAUCUACCACAACAACUGAGCCAACAUCGACCACAACAACUGCGCCAACAUCUACCACAACAACUGAGCCAACAUAUACCACUCUAACAACAACAACAACUGCGCCAACAUCUACCACAACAACUCCGCCAACAUCUACCACUCUAACAACAACAACUGCACCAACAUCUACCACAACUGUGCCAACACCUACCACAACAACUCCGCAAACCUCUACCAAGCUAACAACAACAACAACUGCCCCAACAUCUACCACAACAACUCCGCCAACAUCUACCACUCUUACAACAACUGUGCCAAUAUCUACCAUUCUUUUAACAACAUCUGUAUCAUCAACAUUGAUAUCAACUGCAUUAACAUCAUCUACCUCUUCACUGACAACAACUCAACCAGCAAGUCAGUCAACAGCAUUAUCUCCAGAAGCUGUCCUGCGAAACAUGACAGCAGUUGCGUACAUUAAUUUCAAAAUGAGAUCCUUCGUUGAGCUGAGGAAUGAUGAAAUCGUUACAUAUCUUGAAAAGUUUUUCAAGUACACAAACAGCAGUGGGAACAUCAGGAUUACCGUGAGGAAAUCAAAAAAACUAUUGACUUGAGGAUCUGACGC
Puntigrus tetrazona (Sumatra barb) is the source of this 2402-nucleotide messenger RNA. RefSeq names its product mucin-2-like. The record is from RefSeq and is a predicted model, not a curated record. The annotation marks the transcript as partial. NCBI's taxonomy places the organism in Eukaryota, Metazoa, Chordata, Actinopteri, Cypriniformes, Cyprinidae. The transcript is spliced from 5 exons.